AUGUCUACAGCUGAAGAAAUUGCAAAGAAGGCUAGGGUUGCUGGUAAUGUUUUAAAGACUCUAUCUAACGAGAGUCGUUCUUCAAUAUUAUACAAAAUUCAUGAUGCUUUAAAGGCAAAUGCAGAAAAAAUUGAGGCAGCUAAUAAGAUAGAUUUGGAUGUAGCUAAUACCUCAGGUCUUUCUCCAUCAUUAAUAAAGAGGUUGGACCUUUUCAAAGGUGAUAAGUUUGAUACUAUGCUGCAAGGCAUUAAGGAUGUAGCAGAUUUGGAAGAUCCAGUAGGUAAAGUCAAACUGGCUAGAAAACUAGAUGAAGAUUUAGUUUUAUAUCAAGUUACUGCACCAAUUGGAGUGCUUUUGGUUAUUUUUGAAUCACGUCCAGAAGUUAUUGCUAACAUUACAGCCUUAUGUAUUAAAAGUGGUAAUGCAGGUAUUUUAAAAGGUGGUAAAGAAUCCGUCAAUACUUUUAGGGAAAUGGCACACAUUAUCAAUGAUACAAUUGCAGCUAAUGUCGACAACACAGGUGUCCCAGUAGGUGCUGUGCAGCUUAUCGAAACCAGGCAGGAUGUCAGUGAUUUAUUAAGUCAAGACGAAUAUAUUGAUCUGGUUGUCCCAAGAGGAUCUAAUGCAUUAGUUAGAAAUAUUAAAAACAGUACAAAGAUUCCUGUUUUGGGUCAUGCUGAUGGAAUUUGUUCUGUUUAUGUAGAUGAGUAUGCAGAUAUUGAAAAGGCUAAAAAAAUUACACUUGAUGCUAAGACUAAUUAUCCAGCAGGCUGUAAUGCUAUGGAAACACUUUUAAUUCAUCCAAAAUGUAAUCAGUGGUGGGAGGUUUUAGAAAAUUUGUCAUGUAAUGGAAAUGUUAUGUUGCAUGUCACUAAAGAUGUUAAAGAAGCAUAUACUGCUAAAUUAGAAGAAUUGAAUAGAUUUGAUGAUGCUGUUAGUUCCAAACUAGUAGAUGUAAAUGAAAAUGAGGAUUUUGACAAGGAAUUUCUAGCUUUAGAAUGUGCUGUCAAAUUUGUGAAUUCAACACAAGAAGCUAUUCAACAUAUUAAUUUACAUUCCUCUAGACACACAGAUUCUAUCGUUACAGAAAAUAAAGAUAAUGCAGAAGCUUUCUUGAGAGGUGUUGAUUCAUCUGGUGUUUAUUGGAAUGCUUCCACUAGAUUUGCAGAUGGGUUCAGAUAUGGUUUUGGUACAGAAGUUGGUAUUUCUACUUCAAAGAUUCAUGCUCGUGGGCCAGUUGGGCUGGACGGUCUGGUUAUUUACCAGUAUCAAAUUAGAGGUAAUGGUCAAGUUGCAUCUGAUUAUUUAGGGGCAGGUGGUAACAAAGCCUUCAUUCACAAGGAUCUUGAUAUAAAAAACAUUAGAUUAUAA
Arxiozyma heterogenica is the source of this 1371-nucleotide messenger RNA. RefSeq names its product glutamate-5-semialdehyde dehydrogenase (gene PRO2). Lineage: Eukaryota; Fungi; Ascomycota; Saccharomycetes; Saccharomycetales; Saccharomycetaceae. The coding region runs from base 1 to 1371 and encodes 456 amino acids. The transcript has a single exon. The record is from RefSeq and is a predicted model, not a curated record. Gene Ontology annotation, molecular function: glutamate-5-semialdehyde dehydrogenase (NADP+) activity; NADP binding.